This is a messenger RNA of Myripristis murdjan (pinecone soldierfish), 1253 nucleotides long. RefSeq names its product phospholipase B1, membrane-associated-like. The transcript has 7 exons. The coding region runs from base 111 to 725 and encodes 204 amino acids. Gene Ontology annotation, biological process: phospholipid metabolic process. Gene Ontology annotation, molecular function: A2-type glycerophospholipase activity; phosphatidylcholine lysophospholipase A1 activity; retinyl-palmitate esterase activity. NCBI's taxonomy places the organism in Eukaryota, Metazoa, Chordata, Actinopteri, Holocentriformes, Holocentridae. The record is from RefSeq and is a predicted model, not a curated record. Gene Ontology annotation, cellular component: brush border membrane.
CACAUUAGACUUGACUUGUGGCUAUUCAGAGUGUCGGCCAUUUCCUUGAGCUCUGUUGAAUUUUCCUGCCUCUCUAGGCUCUCUUUUCAGUGGACAACUUCAUCCACUACAUGACCGUCUCCUUGGAGAUGCUCAUGAACGAGGUUCCUCGUAUGAUCGUCAACGUCGUGCAGAUCCUGCCCAUGGAGACUCUCAGGGAGGUCCAGAAGCCGACGCCAGGCUGUCUGCUCCAGCGGUCUUUCUGCUCUUGCCUGAUAAAGCCAGUAGGGAGUUCUCCUGAGCUACGGGAGCUUGUGGAGGUCAAUCUCGAGUUCCAGAAAAGACUGGAGCAGCUGCUGUACAGCGAUCGUUUCUUCAGGGAAGACUUUGCCGUUGUUCUGCAGCCCUUUCUGAAACACGCCGACCCCCCUCGCCUCCAGAACGGGAAGAUCGAUAUGACCUUCUUCACCCACGACUGCUUCCAUUUCACCGUGAAGGGACACGAGGAGCUGGCCAAGGGGCUGUGGAACAACAUGUUCCAGCCUGAGGGAGGGAAGUUCAUGGUGAGCAGUUUCUCUGACCCCAUCACUCUCAUCUGUCCGUCUUUGGACCAUCCAUACAUCUUCACCCGGCCCAGCGCGGCGAAAACAGGCCAGUCCCCAGCUGAGUCCGGGGCCCCGUCACAGCCAGCCGUCUACCUGUUCCUCUUGCUCCCCGUGGUUUUUGGGGGUCUUGGACUUCUGUAGCUCUCGUUUGUCUGUGGCAUUUUGCAAGCAUGUCAUUGAUAUUUGAAGCAGGUAAUAUAGUGGCAAGGGAAAGUCUGGAACCACGUGUGUUUUUUGUCUAAUGUGGUAUCAAAAUGACGUUUAAAGCUGCACCAGACGACUUUGCGCACCGGCAGCCCUGAAGGCAUCGAGAGGGAACCGACUGAAGUUUGAAGACCUCAAAACCCAGAAAUCAUCAGUAAACUGCACACUCCUCUAGCCUAAAUUCCUCCUUCUUCUUAGUGUCUAGUGCUGAUGGAGGUGGUGAGGAGGUUCAGGUCUCGCUGGGGAGUCCAGCUCUCUGUGGACGGAGCGCUCCCUGCCCUGAUCUCAUCUGGGCACAGUGGCCUAAUCUGUGAGACCUCAACUAGACAGGAUGGGACUAUCUUCCCUGCUGAAGCCCCAUGUUGUGAUACAGGCUCAUAGGACAGGCAUUUUAAUAUGUAGAAAUCUUUCCAAGUGCAGCUUUAAUCAUACUGCAUUCCUAUAAGAAUUACAGAUGUAAUUAGU